Molecule: messenger RNA, 282 nt
Organism: Protopolystoma xenopodis
Lineage: Eukaryota; Metazoa; Platyhelminthes; Monogenea; Polystomatidea; Polystomatidae
Source: the annotation of a GenBank genome assembly
AUGCUUCCGUUGUCAAGACUGCGUUGCGCUCUCUUGACGACAAAAGACCGGUUCGUCGACCAUCCGGGACUUGGUGAGUCGGCCAGAAAAGCCAAGCUUGUCUGGCGUCAAACGGCUGUUGGGCAAUUUGUGUCCCGACAGGGCGAUGAGCAGACGAUCCGGCGGAACAAGCACAGACUGGAGCUAAUUUGCAACAGCAUCAUCAUCAGUAUCGUCAUUUUCUUCCUUUCUCUCAUGCUCACUCCGAUCCACCUCCUCUGCCUACACUUCCUCAUCAUAUAA